UAUUGGUCCAAUCCCAAGCUCAUGUCUACCCAAACAAACAUGGCCUAAGUUCUCUAAGCAUGGGUUAUAUGCUUAUUCAUGCUUUUGCAUGAACCAAAUGAUGCAAUAUUAGUUUUUCUCUUUCUGGAAAUCAUACUUUAAUUUAACUUUAGAAACUCAAAAUGUGAGCCCUUGCCUGCAGGAUGCUAAUGAGGAGUCAAAGUCUGUUACAAAAGCUUCAUCCAUGAAAGCAAUCAAAAAGCAAAUGGAGAAAGAUGUUGAUGAAGUGGGAAAGAUUGCACGAAAUGUCAAAGCAAAAUUAGAAGCAAUAAGCAAAGAUAACUUAGCCAAUCGACAGAAACCUGGAUGUGGAAAGGGAACAGGUGUUGAUCGAUCAAGGACAAAUAUGACAAAUGCGUUGACAAAAAAGUUCAGGGACCUAAUGAUUGAAUUUCAGACUCUGAGACAAAGGAUCCAAGAUGAAUACCGUGAGGUCGUGGAGCGAAGGCUCAUAACAGUCACAGGAACCAGACCAGAUGAAGAAACAAUCGACCACCUGAUAGAAACCUGUAACAGUGAACAAAUAUUCCACAAAGCUAUUCAAGAAAUGGGAAGAGGGCAGGUACUACCUUUUCUACUUUUACCAUAUUUCCCAUACUACAUGUGUUUCUGGUUGUGAACAAGUCUCGUGAACUAAAUUGUAGCUAGUCACCAGUUUAAUUAUCUUUUUACGUAUGUGUUUUGUAUAAUACAUCCGGCUACAGAUAAUUUCAACUUAAUUUGAUCCUCCUUCUAUGUCUGGUUGACUGUUGAGUUGUGGAGACUACUACUAAAAAAGAAAGAAAAAAGAAAUCA
Messenger RNA from Camellia sinensis, 834 nucleotides. The record is from RefSeq and is a predicted model, not a curated record. Lineage: Eukaryota; Viridiplantae; Streptophyta; Magnoliopsida; Ericales; Theaceae.